AGAAUUCAGAGUUGGGAAAUAAUUUUUUUAAACUAUUUGUCGAUUAAAGUAUUAAAAUGACUCGGCAGCUGCUGUACUGCGCUAUUUUAGCAAUUGCUUUUCCCGCCUGCUUUGCCAUCACAAUUCAACCGCGCAGCUCUUGGAACGCCGUAGCCGCACGCUCCCCAGCACGCAUAAGUGGAAAGGUUGAUUAUGUCAUCAUCCAUCACUCGGAUAAUCCGAACGGCUGCAAUACACCGGCGGAUUGCAAACGUCUAAUCAAGAAUAUCCAAAGCGAUCACAAGGGUCGUCGUAAGUUCAGUGAUAUUGGUUACAAUUUCAUAAUUGCCGGCGAUAACAAUAUCUAUGAGGGACGCGGUUUCGGUCUCCAAGGAUCGCAUGCACCUAAUUACAACCGCAACAGUAUUGGCAUUGUAUUCAUUGGCAACUUCGAUAAUACAACGCCUUCACAAACAAUGUUGCAGAAUGCCAAAGAUCUGAUGGCGCAUGCAGUGCAACAGGGUUAUUUGAAGGAUAACUAUACGCUGCUGGGUCAUAGACAAACCAAAGCUACAGCUUGUCCAGGCCAGAAAUUGUAUGAUGAGAUUAAAACAUGGCCCCAUUGGAAGAGCAUUUAAAUAUGAACAUUAGAUUACUCAACUUUUUCUCCGAAACCUUAUUUUGUGGUUCACACAAAAUAAGCCAGAACAAAGUUAAAACAAGAAUUUUAUAUUGUACAUAAAUCGAAUAAAUAUUUAUAGUCAAUUAGUUAAGCAUAAAUAA
Molecule: messenger RNA, 762 nt
Organism: Anastrepha obliqua
Lineage: Eukaryota; Metazoa; Arthropoda; Insecta; Diptera; Tephritidae
Product: peptidoglycan-recognition protein SB1-like
Exons: 3
Coding region: 57-617 (186 amino acids)
Biological process (GO): peptidoglycan catabolic process; innate immune response
Molecular function (GO): N-acetylmuramoyl-L-alanine amidase activity; zinc ion binding; peptidoglycan binding
Source: RefSeq, a predicted model, not a curated record